Amoebophrya sp. A25 is the source of this 1019-nucleotide messenger RNA. The record is from the annotation of a GenBank genome assembly. Lineage: Eukaryota; Dinophyceae; Syndiniales; Amoebophryaceae.
GUCUGGUGCUUUGGGGCUGCCUUGGCGCGGCGUGCCGACUUUCGACUAAAUGCCCCGGCGGAUGUUUCUCUACCUGUCUCUGCCGCUGCACCUGCUUACCCUUCUUCGGCGUUGGUUUGAUUGUGGCCGCCGGCCGGGUUCUUUUUACCAUGACGGCACCGGCAAACGCACCCGGACCGCGGCGCCCCUUGUUAGGACUCUCCUGCAUUUGCUUAGCGUGUCGCUCUGCUUCAGAUUCUGCCUUUUGGCCGUCUGUAGGUGGUCUGUGGAUAGCCGUCGACUCUUUUCCUAAUAAUAAUAGUAGCAAGCUAGUAGUUGCGCGUGUAUAAUUCAAUAUACAUGGCGAUAUUUCGAUUUCGAUAAGUAGCGCGUGUGUGAAGAUAAGUAGAACUACAACAACUACCUUACCUGUACUAGAACAAGCGACGUCGGAUUCGAGAAUAUGUGCCCAUUCAUGAAUUAAUAUUAUCGUAAAUGAUAGGGCGAAGAUGUAGAAGAUGAUGAAUCUUCAUGUAUGUAUAGCAAAACGAAGAGGAAAAGUGAGCAGGUGCUACUUAAUUGCGCCACAUGCCACUACAUCAUCGCUAAGUCGACGCUAACUACAUGAUUUCGUCCUGUAAUUUUUUCCAUUUUUUGAAGGAGUGAUGGUCGUCUAGUGCGUACCUGCUUCUAGCUACUUCGUAUUGAUUGCAGCAAAUCAAGAUCAACGGACCCGCCCCUGCUACUAGAUGCUGGAAGCUAGCUGUAAGAAAAAUGCAACUUCAUUUUGCACUUCUGCGAGAAAUAAAAUGGCGGGAGCAGCUCCUGCAAAGCUUUUGUUUUUGAAACACGCCUGAUAGUUAGAGUUGAAACACGUCUGAUAGUUAGAGUUGAAACACGUCUGAUAGUUAGAGUUGAAACACGCCUGGUAAUUAGAGUUGUCCUCUACUAUCAAGCCGAAUUAUCGGUACUUCUAUGGUCUGUUGUGUGUCCUUGAUGUGGUCUUUCUUGUGCUUUCGUCCUUCUUGCUUCGAUCGGAC